AUGCUGGGCCGUACACACUCGGUUGAUGGUCCCUCGGAAGACGAUGGUGGAGAGAGUCUCCUAACCCGCGUCCUCAACCACGACAAUUGCGACUCUUGCGGUGAAGGCGGCGAGCUCAUCUGUUGUGAUCGGUGUCCCGCAUCCUUUCACUUGGAGUGCUUGAAUCCGCCACUGCCUUGCGUUCCGGAUGGCGACUGGUUCUGUCGGGCCUGCCUCCUGCAAGACACGCCGUUUGAACCCCAAUCGAUGGAAAUGACGAUUAUGGGGCGAUUGCUGCAGCACUUGGAAGGCCGCAACACCGUCGCCUUCUCGCUUCCACUGGGGGUCAUCAAGGCCGUUGAACCAGAGGAUUACGCCGAUGGGCAGGACGACGCUGACGCACCAGGGGAGAGCAACCUCUUCGAUUCUGAUCAGAGCGACUCCGACCGGGGCCUGCGGCAAGGCAAGCGCAAACGACGGCACGACUCCUAUUGCAGCGUCUGCUCCCUCCCUUCGCCCUCUCGCGACGACUUGGCACAGUGCACCAGAUGCCCGCACUCUUAUCACCUGUGGUGUCUCGAUCCACCGCUGCUGGCGAAGCCCACGGUAAAGUGGCUGUGCCCUUCGCACCCCGAUGAGUCGCUCGGCUCUUGUACCCCGUUGUAUGCUACAAUGUCGAAGCGCGGCCAGACCUACGUCAUCCCCAAGGCGAACAUACGGCUGGACUUUCCCUUUUGCACCACCCCUUGGACCCCGCCCACGCCUCCAUUGCCACAGACAAUGUCGGCCGAGUCGAAUGGAGCCGGCGAGGCUAAGGCAGAUCAAAUGCUGGUAGAGGUCAACCAGACCAGGACGUGGCUCAGCAGUUUGUUGGCCUUCGAGAGCGAGAUCAAGAAGGAGCUCGUUGCCCUCGAUAAUGAGGAGGUCCCGGUCGAUACAGAGGCGGCGGCGUCCACGCUCACACUCAUGCUUGACACCAAUCACACGGGCAAGAAGCCAGAGGACUACAUGGACGUUGCAACCUCCUCUGAGCAAAGUCCUUCUAAGAACAAACGACGCAAGCCGGCCAACGGAAGCAACGACAGCCGACGGCUGGCCCCAACAACGCCCGCUUCAGCAGAACCGAAGGGCAAGAAGCCGUUGCCAGCCGCCAGCGUCAAGCUCGACGAAAGCAAGUUGGCGACGCUCCUGUCGGGGACCAAGGACCCAGCAGACAUACUCCGCCAGCUGCCGCCCGACGUGCUGCAACAGCUCGCCCUCCAGCGUCUGGAGCAGAUCGCCCAGGUGGAGGGCGCCGCCGCUCCCGCUCAGCCCUCUUCUCGCGCCACCGCGCACCUCGGUCGCCUCGCCAUUCACGACGUCGACGACGACACGCCAAUCCUCCACGCCAACAGCGACCACCAUGGCAACAACGGCGCCACCACCACAACCACCACCAUCAGCAGGAGCUCCUCUCUCGCGCACCGCUGCUUCCGCCCAGAAAGCCGACUCUCCGCCCAAACGCUCCGCGCGGUUAUCCGCGAAGUCUUCUCCGGCCGUGGCUCCACCCGUCUCGGUUCCUGCUCCUACUCCUACGAGCUCCGAGACCACUCCCGCCGCGGCUCCCAUCACGGGCAAGAAGCGCCCUGCCCCCAGCCCGACUCCCACUACGACGGCGACGCCGACCACACCCAUUUCCAACAAAAAGGGACGAACUUCAGCUACUGA
Molecule: messenger RNA, 1686 nt
Organism: Acanthamoeba castellanii str. Neff
Lineage: Eukaryota; Discosea; Longamoebia; Acanthamoebidae
Product: PHDfinger domain containing protein
Exons: 11
Coding region: 1-1686 (561 amino acids)
Biological process (GO): negative regulation of DNA-templated transcription
Cellular component (GO): nucleus
Molecular function (GO): transcription corepressor activity
Source: RefSeq, a predicted model, not a curated record